Molecule: messenger RNA, 639 nt
Organism: Miscanthus lutarioriparius
Lineage: Eukaryota; Viridiplantae; Streptophyta; Magnoliopsida; Poales; Poaceae
Source: the annotation of a GenBank genome assembly
AUGGCGGUGACAAAGAUCUACGUUGUGUACUACUCCACGUACGGCCACGUGGCGAGGCUGGCGGAGGAGAUCAAGAAGGGCGCCGAUUCCGUCGACGGCGUCGAGGCAACGAUAUGGCAGGUGGCGGAGACGCUGCCGGAGGAGGCGCUGGCGAAGAUGCACGCGCCGGCCAAGAGCGAGGAGCACCCGGUGAUGAUCUCGGGCAAGCAGCUGGCCGACGCCGACGGCAUCCUGUUCGGCUUCCCGGCGCGGUUCGGCAUGAUGGCGGCGCAGAUGAAGGCGCUCUUCGACUCCACGGGCGGCCUCUGGCAGAAGCAGGCGCUGGCGGGCAAGCCCGCGGGGUUCUUCUUCUCGCUGGGCACCCAGGGCGGCGGGCAGGAGGAAACGGCGCUAACGGCCGUGUCGCAGCUCACGCACCACGGCAUGGUGUUCGUGCCCGUCGGGUACACGUUCGGCGAGGGGAUGUUCGACAUGGACGAGGUCAGGUGCUGCAGCCCGUACGGGUCCGGCACGUUCGCCGGCGCCGACGGGAAGAGCAGGCUGCCCAGCGACGCCGAGCUCCAGAUGGCCGUGCACCAGGGCAGCUACUUCGCCGCCUUCGCCAAGAAGCUCAAGGCCGGAGCGGGCGUCGUCGCCUGA